AUGUCGUUAAUAAAAGAACCACCGCCUGGUAUGACGGUGGAUUCUAGUGCAGCUAGUCAAAAUUUAAUGCAGUGGAUAAUUCAAAUGGACGGAGCACCGGGAACAUUGUACGAGGGGGAAAAAUUUGAACUCCUAUUUAAAUUUAGUACUAAAUAUCCAUUUGACAGUCCCGAAGUGACGUUUCAGGGCCCAAAUAUUCCGGUUCAUCCUCACGUGUAUAGUAACGGUCACAUAUGUUUAAGCAUACUCACAGAAGACUGGUCUCCGGCUUUGUCAGUGCAAUCCGUGUGUCUUAGCAUAAUAUCCAUGCUUAGCAGUUGUAAGGAAAAGAAAAGACCAUCUGAUAAUUCGUUUUACGUCAAAACAUGUAAUAAAAAUCCGAAAAAGACAAAAUGGUGGUACCACGGUGAGUUUUCCCAUUUAUUAUUAUUAUUAUUAUUAUUAUUAUUAAUUGUUUUUCUUAACCUUCUUGAUCGUUGA
Messenger RNA from Pediculus humanus corporis (human body louse), 480 nucleotides. RefSeq lists its product as uncharacterized. The transcript has 2 exons. NCBI's taxonomy places the organism in Eukaryota, Metazoa, Arthropoda, Insecta, Psocodea, Pediculidae. Bases 1 to 480 code for a protein of 159 amino acids. The record is from RefSeq and is a predicted model, not a curated record.